Messenger RNA from Phalaenopsis equestris, 386 nucleotides. Its product is annotated as gibberellin 2-beta-dioxygenase 6-like. The record is from RefSeq and is a predicted model, not a curated record. Gene Ontology annotation, biological process: response to light stimulus; gibberellin catabolic process. The annotation marks the transcript as partial. Lineage: Eukaryota; Viridiplantae; Streptophyta; Magnoliopsida; Asparagales; Orchidaceae. The transcript has a single exon.
AUGGUGGUCAACCAUUUGAUCACGCAGGAGAACACCAAGGAUCUCCUCCAGCUUGAUUUGCCAUUGAUAGACCUCUCAUGGAACAGAGACAGAGUGAGCAAACUCAUUGUGAGAGCUUUUGAGGAAUUCGGUUUCUUCAAGCUCAUCAAUCAUGGAGUCUCUGAGGAUAUUAUUCAGAAUGUUGAGAGAGAAAGUGAGGGGUUCUUUUCAUUACCUGCUUCAGAGAAGCAGAAAGCUGGACCUCCCAAUCCUAUUGGUUACGGAAGCAAGAAGAUUGGGUUUAAUGGAGAUACAGGGGAGCUUGAGUACCUUCUCUUCCACACAAAUCCUUCUUCUAUCUACCAGAGAAUUCGAACUAUUAACAGGAAUGAUCCCAGAAACUUCAG